AAUCGGCCAAAGUGAAAAGAUACACACCCCCAGAUACGCUUUAACGAACUGCAACCCAAGAGGGCGCGAUCUGUCUCAGGCGCCGUCACGCGAAAUUAAAGGCAGCCGAAGAUGAUUAAAGGGCGCCGUGCACGCGCCGUCGGCGGAGGCACGAAAAAGUCUGGCUCGAGUUCGGCCAAAUCUUGCCCCACGAUGCAUGAAGACACCGCCAGCCCCAAGCGUAAGGAUCUCAAAUUCGAUCGUUCCAACAACGAGCAGCACACUGCAACGGGAGCGGCACUGGCAAACAAAUCUUCCGCACUGUCGAACGAACCAAUGCUGCUGAGGGGUGGUAGACGCACGCACACGUCAGACAUAUCGCGCUAUUUGCAGACGACGGUGAAGUCCAAAAAUGUCCCGACUGUUCAACCAUUGGCAGCAUCUAGAGCCAACGAAAGAUUUGUCGACAUCACGGACGAAAACACAUGCGAUGCCUUUGACGCCCAACAUGGCGGGGACGACGACGACGACGACGACCUGUGCAUUACUGCCAUAACGCACCCAAGCGACCAUGGGAACAAAUCAAACGGACCAAGGAAGAGCAAUAACCAUAACAACAACAACAACAACAUAUUCCUGCAGGAGCCUGUGCUCAGUUUGAAUUUUGAGAAAACCCCAACCUCGCCGACCCGGGCGUGCAUCAUACUGCAAAGCUCCUCCUUCCUAGCGUCAGCGGAUCUGAAAAGCACUCUGUUCUCGUCGCCAUCGCAACCAAAGAACGAUUCCCCGUGGAAUGGAAUCGUAACGUCACCGAAUUGCCAAACUCGCGGUAGCGAUCCGGAUCAACCACAAACACCUAUCAAAAGCCUCGAGCACCCAUUCGCUUUGGACCUGUCGAAGCCUACGCAAGUAACGCAGAUCGACUCGACCACUUCGACGGCGGAAAUGUGUCUGCAUCAGGAGGACAGCAACUCGUGUGACAGUGGCGACAGUGGUGUCGUAAUCUUGUCCGUCAGUGAUGCAAAUACGACCUCGUCGUCCUCUCCAGUGACUGCGGGCACCAGGCCAGCAGCGCCGUUUGGUGCAAAUGUAACAGAUAGUGUGGAAAAGCGCAAAAAACCAUCCACUCCCCAUCGGAUACUUUGUCCGUCACCCGUUAAAAAUGCCAUUGUAUGCCUUCCAACCGCGGGGGGAACUCUGGUCUCCUCGUUAGGCAAUAAUCAGAAAAGCCGCCGGGCAGGAUCAACCAAGUCCCGUAAGAGGUUAAAUAUUAAAAAUGCCGAGAAUGCUCCAGGUAUUCAACCGCUGACGAACGGGAAUCAGGCUGGCACCUUCAGUGCCGAAGGCCAGGGAGAAAAUUCCGAUGCAAUGGCUCGUCAGUUAAUUGUCGUUCCGCUGCCAUCCCGAAAGCCGACUAUUGGCGGUAAUAAGAAAAUUACCGAGUUCUAUCCCGUGCGACGUAGCGUAAGAAAAACGAAAAAGGAAGUUCAAGUUGAACGUGACCGCGAUAUUGAACUAGCCAUCCGUGACGGGCGGGAAGAGGGUUUAAAGAUUGAGCAUUUUGAAGGAAAAGGCCGUGGCAUUGUCACUACGCGCAGCUUCAGCAAAGGCGAGUUCGUCGUGGAGUACAUUGGUGAUCUGAUAACUGUUGCCGAAGCGAAACAGCGUGAGCAAAGUUAUGCCGAGGACGAUAACACUGGAUGUUACAUGUACUACUUUAAACACAAAAACAUCCAACACUGCAUCGAUGCAACGGCCGAAAGUGGUAAACUGGGACGCCUGGUGAACCAUUCGCGGAAUGGCAACCUGUUGACCAAAACGGUCAGCAUUGACAAUCGGCCCCAUUUGGUGCUAAUAGCCAAAGAUGACAUUGAGAAAGGCGUGGAGGUAACCUAUGAUUACGGCGACCGAUCGAAGGAAGCACUACAGUACUAUCCCUGGUUAGCGCUGUAAUCUCGCUGCGAACAGGAAUUCAACUAUAUGCUAGUAAAUAUUAUACAACUUACUUUAGCGCCGCCACGAGACAGCAGAGUAUCACUCUGCCAGUAUCGUUUCAGAUUAUGUUUGCUUGCUUUAUCCCACAAUCACCGACAACAAAAGGCAUUGCUUUCCGGGUGUAUACACGAUUCGAACGAGUGUUCACGGAUCACAUAGGAGAACCGAGGUUCUCGCGUUGGAUCCCCGAGGUUCGCUCGCAUUAAAGCAAAAUCUUGUGUGUGUCGUUGCUGCCCCUGUUCUUUAUUGUUACACUUUAGUGGCAGCAAUGUUGUCCUAGCCGUACUAUUUGGUAGUUACCCUGCUCAUCCUAGACCGAAGUUCGGGCGAAAAGAAAGUGUGCAGAUAAUUAGGAAAAUCCAUACAUUAUGAGACGGUACAAAAGUCGUCUCGAUCGUGAAAAUUAGGCUUUUUGGUACGUUUGAUGAGAAAAUGGGAAUGAUGCAAAACAGAACCACAGAAUAGUUUAUUACGGGUGACGUUAGGCGAAAUACGAGUGACAAGCUGCGCGGCCAGACAUGUUUAGGAUAAUGCGCAGGGAAACGGUUAUUGUUAACCUUUACAAAAACUGCCGAACGGAAUAGAACGUGGGAUACAGGUGAUAAGGUAGAGAAAGAGACUGGCACAUAGCACGGUAGCCUAGAACAAUAGACAACGGGCACUUAGUUAAUGUUGAAAGCGAUUUAUUUAUCCUUGUUUUCAUUUUUCUGUCUUGUCUGUCUCGUCUUUCUGUCGUCUAUAUUUAUUUUUGUGCUAUGAAAGUUUGCAUAACCGUCGAGAGGUGCACUAGUUUAAAAAAUGUACACAACAUCCGUUGGCGCCACAUCUUGAGUUACUUGAAAUGGUUAAUUCAUCAACUUGAAUU
This is a messenger RNA of Anopheles cruzii, 2839 nucleotides long. It is a transcript of the gene Set8, whose product is annotated as histone-lysine N-methyltransferase PR-Set7. Lineage: Eukaryota; Metazoa; Arthropoda; Insecta; Diptera; Culicidae. The record is from RefSeq and is a predicted model, not a curated record. Gene Ontology annotation, molecular function: protein binding; histone H4K20 methyltransferase activity. The coding region runs from base 112 to 1932 and encodes 606 amino acids. The transcript has 5 exons.